Arthroderma uncinatum is the source of this 561-nucleotide messenger RNA. RefSeq lists its product as uncharacterized. The record is from RefSeq and is a predicted model, not a curated record. Gene Ontology annotation, biological process: ATP biosynthetic process; AMP biosynthetic process. The coding region runs from base 1 to 561 and encodes 186 amino acids. The transcript has a single exon. NCBI's taxonomy places the organism in Eukaryota, Fungi, Ascomycota, Eurotiomycetes, Onygenales, Arthrodermataceae. Gene Ontology annotation, molecular function: bis(5'-nucleosyl)-tetraphosphatase (asymmetrical) activity.
AUGGCCGCCUCUGGGGUUCCGACCCGCCAGUACACAUCCGAGGAAUUCGUCGAGAGCUGCGGCGCCAUCCUGUUCAACCUGCAGCAGCCAGUGAGAGUUUGUUUGAUCCGCCAUGGGAACGAAUGGCUGCUGGCUAAGGGCCGGCGGAAUGUCGGUGAAACCCGCCAGGAAGCGGCCCUGAGAGAGGUGAAAGAGGAAACCGGAUAUGACUGCUGCGUAUACCCCGUUGGGAUGUCAACUCGAGCGCCACCAGCAGCUGGGUUGUUAGACCACCACCAUAUUUCAGACCAGGCGCGGUAUCACCACAACCUAAGUGAGCCAUUUAUGCUUACGGUCCGAGAGAUUGAUGGGCGUUCUAGCGCAAAAUUAAUCUGGUGGUAUAUCGCAGUGGCUGCCGGGGACGGCCCCGCGGCAGAGGCUGAUUAUACAGCUGACUUCUUCACGUUGAACGAAGCUAUACAAAAGCUAACAUUCCGGUCUGACCGCGAAGUGCUAGAGAGGGCCAUCCAGCUGACCUUCCCGUGUCGAUUUCAAAAUGAGGGGGAGAUUGCCAUCAACUAA